Molecule: messenger RNA, 2379 nt
Organism: Closterium sp. Naga37s-1
Lineage: Eukaryota; Viridiplantae; Streptophyta; Zygnematophyceae; Desmidiales; Closteriaceae
Source: the annotation of a GenBank genome assembly
AUGGCUCAAAAGGCAGGGUACCUGUUUGGGUGGGCAGGGGGCGACCUGAGCUACCGAAUGGGAUGGGGCGAGGAAGACAGGGCUGCUUGGCCUGUGGUGGACGCAGGCAGGCGAGAAGCUGAAGCUGCUGCUAUGGGAGAGAAGAUUGGAGCACUGGAAGCAGAGAAGGGUGCCCAUCCGUUUCCCCCAGGCGCACACAGAUCAGGGGGGGUAUUGGGUCGCAAGGGAGUGAAGGCCGUGGCAGCGUCAGGACACACGCUAGCAGUGACAGUAGACGGAGCUCUCUAUUCCUUCGGCCGUAACUGGGACAGCAGGCGGCGGAAAGCUGGGCAGCUGGGGCGAAAGGGGCCGUUUGGGAGGCCUGGGAGGGUGGGGGGAGUGGCGGGGAGAGUGCGGGCGGUAGCUGCUGGGAAGUUUCAUUCGGUGGCUGUGACAGAAGAGGGGGUGGUGUACACGUGGGGGUGUAAUGGGAGGGGCCAGCUGGGGAGACAGACGAGGAGCAUGGGAUCAUACCCUUUCACCUGGGGUCCUAAUGUCUUCCCUCUCCUUUUUCCCUCCUCCUACCUUCCAGGGCGACAGGCACAAGGCGGCGCCAGUGAGGGGGCCACUGGAAAACGUGGUGGUGGUGGUGGCGGCAGCAGCAGGCCCGCACUACUCCCUCGCCCUAUCUUCCCAGCAUCAACCCUUUCUUUCACCCUUACCCUGUUUCCCAUCACCCAGGGCGACAGGCACGAGGCAGCGCCAGUGCGGGGGGCCCUAGAAAACGUGGUGGUGGUGGCGGCAGCAGCAGGCCCGCAUUACUCCCUCGCCCUCUCUGCCGGGGGGCAAGGCGACAGGCAUGAAGCAGCACCAGUGCGGGGGCCGAUGGAGAAUGUGGUGGUGGUGGCGGCAGCAGCAGGCCCGCACUACUCCCUGGCCCUCUCUGCGGGGGGGCAAACAGAGGGAAGGGUGGGAGGGGCGUUGGAGGGGGAGAGGGUGGUGGAGAUAGCAGCAGGGGAGGAGCACUGGCUGGCGCUCACUGAUAAAGGCCACGUGUACGCGUGCAGCACUGGUUUCAACGCCAGUGGCGUUAGAGUCAAUCCUGCCCUCCACGCCCCCCUUCUAGCCCACCUCAUCCCCUCUCCCUCUUCCUCCUCCUCCCACACCCGCUUCUCCCUCCCCCACCGCAUCACCUCCGGUCCCUUGUCUUCCGAGCGUGCAUCAACCAUCGGAGCAGCAGCAGGCGCGUCUUUUGCUGUCAUGGCAUCCUCUCAGAAAUUGCUAUCUUGGGGGUAUGGUGGGGGAAAAGGAGUGCCAGCAGCAGCAGGAGGAGCAGCUGCAGCAGCACGAGGUUCUGUGUUACUGGGGCGAACAGGGGGAGCAGCGGAAGAGCCGAGUGGUGGGGCUGCUGAUUACUCAGGAAAGUCUGGGAGGAGAGUAAUUACUGUCCCUCCUUUGGAGAGUCCCUCUGGAGUCUGGAGUUGGGGCCACAACAACUACCAUCAGCUCGGCCGCCCAACGCCAAACUCCGCCGACCCACUCCCCGGGCUCGUGGGCGGCCUGGCUUGUCUGCACGUGGACACUGUAGCAGCAGGGUCGCACCACGGGCUUGCUUUUGGGCGGGCGGAGCGCGGCAAGGAGUUGGAAGUGGCAGGGGAGUGGUUCGCCCAGCUGCCCCACUCAGGGUUCGACCCAUCAUUCCGCAACCCCUGCUGGAAGGGCGGCUCUGGGUUUCACUGCCUGCCUUACUUCCUGGUUAUCGGUGCUAUGAGGAGUGGUGCUCAAGACUUCUUUCAUCGAUUGACCAUGGCCCAUCCGACUGCUCUGCAGCCUGCCUCGAUGGUCAACCCUGAAUGGUGGGACAUGAGGGAGUACGACCCUCUAGACUGGUACACUGGCAAAUUCCAACCAGCAGCAGCGCACAUAGCCACCCACCCAACCGCCAUAGCAGGGGAGGUGACCCCCUCGCUGCUCACCCACUCGGGCAUUCUUGCCCGCGGGCCCCACGCACGCAGCUUCCUGCUGCCGGAAUUAAUCUUCUCACUGCUCCCCCAUGCGCGCUUCAUCGUGCUGCUCCGCAACCCCAUCCACCGGUGGUUCUCUUCAUUCCUGUCUGCUAAGCAGCAAGACGAUUCUCACAUCACCUUCGACAGCAGCGACAGCAGUAGCACUGCAGCGGACGCCUUUACACAGCACGUAGAUGCGGUGUUACCCGCAAUUAAAGGGUGUAUGGUGGACCAUUCCCCUGUCUACUGCUCCCGCCUGCUCUUCCACUCCUUCCCGCAUGUGUGCCGCAGCAUGUAUGCCUACUUCCUAUCGGUAAGUCGUCACAGCUCCCUUCCCUCAUCCCCCUCCUCCAUGCCCUCCUUUCCCCCACAUGUGCCUACUGCCUAUCGGUAA